AAAUCGAGAUUUGUCCCCCCAAAAAUUUUCUCACUUUUGUCUCUGGGGUUUCCAGAGAUGUUCUCCUCCAGCCAGUUCGAUUCCUCCACCCCAUUCUCCGGCGGCGGCUUCAUGUCUUCGCAGUCAACUCAGGCCAACGAUGCCGCUCCGUCUCCGGCGAGGGGUCGCCAAACUAAUAGAUUGAUUCCGGUGACUGUGAAGCAAAUAAGUGAAGCAGAUCAUUCUGGUGAUGAAAAAUCGAAUUUUGUGAUCAAUGGUGUUGAAGCUGCUAAUGUUACUAUGGUUGGGAUGGUGUUUGAAAAAACAGAGAGAAAUACUGAUGUCAGUUUUUUCCUCGACGAUGGAACUGGACGAAUCAGCUGCAGAAGAUGGGUGAAUGAGAGUUUUGAUGCAAAGGAAGUGGAAGGAAUACAAGAUGGCAUGUAUGUUCGUGUUAAUGGGCACUUGAAAAUCUUUCAAGGUAAUCGACAAAUAGGUGCUUUCUCUGUGAGGCCUGUGACGAAAUUUGAUGAAAUUUCGUUUCACUUUAUCGAUUGCAUACACAACCACUUGCAGAGUUCCAAAUCUCGGCAGCAAGGAAAUUCUGCCACUCAACCUGAGACUGCAGAUGCAUCUUUGAGCACUCCUCUGAGAAGUGGAUCAAAUGGAUAUCAGACAGCCUCAUCCUCAUUAAGUCAACUAUCUGGGCAAAUUAGUUUCGAUGCACAAAAAGGCUGUGACCAGUUGAUCCUCGACUAUCUGCAGCUGCCUUCAAGCAGUGUGAAGGAGAAGGGGAUACAUAGAGAUGAACUUUCCCAACAGCUAAAAAUUCCCGUGGAGAAAAUAAUGGAAUCAAUUAGAUCUCUAGAGGAUGAAGGUCUGAUAUAUUCCACAAUUGAUGAAUUUCACUUCAAAUCAGCUGCAUAGGGUCGAUAAAUCUUCUGGAAUUUAGCCUCAUCUUGCAGUACCUUUCUGAAUGCUGUUACUUUAUAUUUCUUUCUACUGUUUUGAACAGGCAGUCUAUCAUAUGUACUUUUCAAGGCGUUCCCGUAGUAGAUAUAUAGUUAGAACUAGGGGUGGCAAUUCGUGUCACGUGUCGUGUUCGUGUCGUGU
This is a messenger RNA of Morus notabilis, 1092 nucleotides long. RefSeq names its product replication protein A 32 kDa subunit A. Gene Ontology annotation, biological process: DNA replication; nucleotide-excision repair; double-strand break repair via homologous recombination. Gene Ontology annotation, molecular function: DNA binding. The coding region runs from base 58 to 906 and encodes 282 amino acids. The transcript is spliced from 10 exons. Gene Ontology annotation, cellular component: site of double-strand break; DNA replication factor A complex; nucleus. NCBI's taxonomy places the organism in Eukaryota, Viridiplantae, Streptophyta, Magnoliopsida, Rosales, Moraceae. The record is from RefSeq and is a predicted model, not a curated record.